This is a messenger RNA of Clonostachys rhizophaga, 2154 nucleotides long. Lineage: Eukaryota; Fungi; Ascomycota; Sordariomycetes; Hypocreales; Bionectriaceae. The record is from the annotation of a GenBank genome assembly.
AUGGACACCGACAAUGUUCCUGAUCCUAGUCAUGCCGCUCUCGCCCUCGAACACCCUAGUGUUUGUCUCAUGUGCCAACUCUGGGACCGUCAUUGCUGGCCUCAGCAUCGAGCGCCCGGCCAGAGGUGUGGUGGCUGCGAGACAAAUGCACUCGCUUGCCUCAGCCCAGAAUUUGCCGUCCUUUUAUUUGGCACUGACGCUUCGUCUAUACUGGGCAUCUAUCCUCUCGGCCUAUCUGAGGGCCCCAUUUAUUACGAAGGUCCCGAAGGUGCGAAUUCGGGAUUGGCUCGGCUCAUUCUCCGUCAAGUCGCAACAUUGGCUUGCGCCAUGCCCUUCCCCUGGGCCCUUGCAGGAUCCGAUCAGUUUGGUCUUCAUCCUGCAAGUUCUGAUAAUGGCGGCGAGAUUGCUUCAGGCGGUGCGCUAGUCCCCUGUCUCGAUGAUGAAGCAACGUCCGCUUCGACAACCACUUGGCAACCAGACUGGAAGGUUCCUGGCGGCUAUGCCGGUGCCUCAAUGCCGGAAAGCACCCUUGCUAGAAGGAACCCUUUCACUCAACCUUGCGGUGUUCAUGCCCGUCGGGGAACCUACUGGAACACCGUUAUUGUCACAAUAUCACCGUCCCUUGAACGUUAUUUCUCUGUCCCGCAUGCUCUAGGCGCGGACUUUGUCCCACGGGAGGGCAUCUUGAGCCGGAUCCUACAAAGCCUCUCCCCGGGAUCUAACACCAAUGGAUACAAUGUUCUCUUUCUGGAAGGCCUUCCGGGGUCUGGAAAGACCACGAUGGCUCUCAAUGUUGCCUACGAAAUUCGUGAGCGUUAUCCAGAGCACUCUGUUUUCUGGCUGUCAGCGACAAGUUUGAGCGAGUUACAGGAUUCUUACAAACGAAUCGCCAAUGUUCUUGGGAUACAACUACACCAAGACAUCGCCACUGACCAUUUGCAAAUCACUCAAGCACUUGAGCAGCUCGACCGAGGCCGUUGGCUUUGGAUCAUCGACACGGAGCAGCAUAUCCGCCCAGAUGGCUCUAACCCUCUCUGGCAGUAUCUCCCACGAAACAGAAAUGGGACGAUACUCAUUACAGGGAGGAGUAGCCAGGCCGCCGCGAGUCUCGGCGCUCGGCCAGGGAACAUCAUCAACGUGUCGCGCAUGAGCGAUGACGAAGCUGUCAAGCUCUGGCGCCAAAGCAUGUUUGACGGCGUUGAAUACGGCACUGGGAGUAGACUUGAAAUGAUUAAACAUCUGGGGCAUUCACCUCUGGCAAUUAAGAAGGCGUGCAGCUACAUCACAAUGAACUGGAGCCUCGUGGCUGAAGGCACCAAGGUCGACGGAGUCGUCACCCAGCCGCAGCGUGUGAAUGUCUCAAUCUCGCUGGCAGAAAAUUUUGACCCUUUGUUCCGCUUGAUCAAGCGCAAGGAGCCAUUUGCGUGGAGCACUCUGUGCUUCACGUGCUAUCUUGACGCAUCUCCUAUCCCGUUGUCCCUGCUUCCAGAGCCACCUCAGGGGGUUGAUAUCUAUGAGGCCCUCCAAAGGCUUAAGGAAUAUUCCUUCAUACUCCCAGGGAAGGAGGGCCCAUCCAGCUCAAUUCGGAUUGAUCCGAUUGUGCAGCUUUCUUUGCGAGUCUGGCUGAACAAUGAAAACGAGAAGGUCCAAGUGGUCAAUACAACGAUGAUCAAGCUUGCCGCAAGGCUGCCACCACCAACGACCAGUUCGUGGGAGGAGUAUUUCCCGCAUCUGUGGGCUAUUUUGAGGUUCGCACACAGCACAGAGCUGAGCGCUGAGAUCAUAGUACGCUCUAAAUUCGGCCUCGGCCUCUGGGCCAUGGAUCAACUCGAUGAUGCGGAGAUGCAGCUGAGGAAUUGCAUCAUACUCAGCAGAUUGGGCGAGGGCCAGAGACCCAUUGGGCUGUUCUUAUGUGCGGAAAUUCUGGCGCUGUUCCUGAAAGAGGACAGCAGGCUCGAUGAAGCUGAGUUCUACCGACAUGGCACUUCCGAUUUGAAAUUUCACAAGUUCUCAUCUUUCUUGUGGAAUCGACAUUUCCGGUAUAAUUGUCUGGAUCUUGCGGUCCAGAGGCAGCGUCUUCUGGAGCAGGUUCACAUGUAUCCUUGCGUUCAGAACAUCUUGCAGAAACAACUUGGAGCGAGUAUCUGUGCCUGA